Molecule: messenger RNA, 1068 nt
Organism: Suillus clintonianus
Lineage: Eukaryota; Fungi; Basidiomycota; Agaricomycetes; Boletales; Suillaceae
Exons: 6
Coding region: 34-1068 (344 amino acids)
Source: RefSeq, a predicted model, not a curated record
CAACCCUACCUCACGAUAGAAGUUCAUUCAAAGAUGUCAACUUGCCUUUCGCUGCAGCUAUUUGAUUACUCAACUGCUCGUAUGGACACUUUUAACCUCUCCACCUUAUUAGGCUCUAAAUUCAUGGAUGCAUACGUCGGACUCAUAGCGAGUCAGAAACUUCAGACUGAAUCAUACAUACUGUCAUACUUACUCAAAGAUCGAGUGUACCCUGGUGAUCUUUGGGAGUUAGUCGGGGAGCGCAGUAUAGAGGCGAUGCAGGAGGAAACCUUGCGUAGCCACCAGUGCAUCUGCAAGAUCAAUGGAGAUGGGGGGAAGGCAUGGGCAUGCGGCUGUAGAGCGAUUUCUUGUGGAAGAGAGGAGGAAACGAUGUCAGAUGGAGGUAUCUUUGUAUUCACAGGCUAUCGAAAUCUUGGAGCAAUUCCGAAUACCACAUAUUGGAACUCCAGCCAAGCACGAGAUCAAGACUCCUUCCGUAACCUUGAGGCAUGUGGGUACGCCUUCACAUGCGAAGCUUGGUUAAUGAGGAAUGACGUAUACCUCAACCGUACGGGAUUUUAUCCCCCGUUGGAGAGCUCCCCCCCGUUGGAGAACUCUUCCCCUUUGGAGGCCUCGCCCCCUUCAUCACUUGGUCAACCCUCCUCUGCGCAGGAAGAACCAGCAUACAGCAAUUUAGAUCGCAUUGGCCCCUCAUUACCCCUGCUGAGCACAUGGGUCACCGCCGACGUCCAAGAAGCCUUUUAUGAGGCAUUCCAAACGGAACUGGACAUGCAGUCGAAGCUGAUGACGAAGUCACCCGCCACCCGACACAGUAACGCCAAUCUACGCAAUCAUGGGCUGGAUCUGCUCAUCUUGCAGGCCAAGAUGCACCGCGCACAAACUGAGAUAACCCUAUACACCCUAGCCCUUGAGAACACCCAUGCAUUUGAUUUCUCUGAUCACAGUUCACAAACAUCAUCCUGGGGUCAAUCCAUCCUGCGGCCUGUAUUAUCUGAUGAGCUACGCUACUGUGACGUGGACACUGACGAUGACACGGAUCAGUCUCACAACGACUUUGAAGUUUGGUAA